AUGGAUAUAGAUAAGGAGAAGCAGCAGCAGCAGCAGCCGAACGCACAGCAAAGCGAAAUGCGGAGAAUCGGGUCCGAUGAUCGGGGGACACCUCUACGAGAGACAACGUUGACAAGCAGAUCACAAUGGCAAAAAGUAUAUGCACGUUCCUCAAUCAAGAGCUGCACUACUUACCCCCGGGAUCUCUCUCAGCCUGGGCAGGCCAAUCGCGACUCGCUCGAUCUGUACUGCAUCGACAUUACUGAACGAUCGGCCCCCUAUCCGCCAAAAGAUCUACCUGAUCUGACUCUGGAGCCUUUGCUGGACUCGAUUCCCGCCUGUCGGUUCGAUUCAUCUGGAGCCUUCUGGUGUCCCUCGGGAGUCCAACCUGUGUCUAUCGGCCCACUUCGCAGACUAUCGGGACGAAGGAGAUCAAGAAGUCGCUCUCGGGACAGGCGGAUCAAGGACAGAAAUGACAAGGAUGAUACCAAAGAGGUGAUAAAAAUUGAAGAUGAUGAGGAAGAUGAAAAAAAUCGUCUGGAAAAACCUCCUGACACGGGAUCUGGCGGCGAGGCUAAUAACAACAAGGAAAAAAAGGAGCCUCUUUCACUGGAAGAGCUUCUUGCCAGGAAAAAAGCGGAAGAAGAGGCCAAGACUAAGCCAGUGUUUCUCACUAAGGAACAGCGCGCAGCUGAAGCGAUGAAGAGACGGCAACAAGAAAUUGAAGAACAGAGAAAGCGGAUGGAUGAAGAAAGGCAAAACAGACAACAGUUCCUUGAUGAGGUUCGUUCUAGAGGUCGCAAUGAUGAACGCGAACGAGAGCGACGGCGUGAAGAGAGACGCCGAGCUGAAGAAGAGCGUAAAGAGCCGAUGCCGGGAAUGAGUUCUCAAAGAGAUCGAGCCAGAGAACACGAGGCCAUUAAGGAGCGUUAUUUGGGCAUCGUUAAGAAAAAGCGACGAAUCCGGAAACUUAACGAUAAGAAAUUCGUAUUCGACUGGGACGCCUCUGAGGACACAGGGAAUGAUUAUAACCCUCUUUAUAAGGAACGACAUACUGUGCAGCUCUUUGGCCGUGGACACGUAGCUGGAAUCGAUAUAAAACAACAGAAAAAAGAGCAAAGUAAAUUUUAUGGUGAACUUCUUGAGGCCAGAAGAACAAAACAGGAGAAGGAGCAAGAACUAGUUCGUUUGAAGAAGCUCAAAAAUCGGGAAGAAAAGCAGAAAUGGGAUGAUCGCCACUGGACUCAGAAGGAAGUCACAGAGAUGACAGAGAGAGAUUGGCGGAUUUUCCGAGAAGACUUCAAUAUUUCCAUUAAAGGUGGAUUUAUCUUUCCUCUUAACUUAACUAAGUUUACAUAA
Molecule: messenger RNA, 1338 nt
Organism: Varroa destructor (honeybee mite)
Lineage: Eukaryota; Metazoa; Arthropoda; Arachnida; Mesostigmata; Varroidae
Product: putative ATP-dependent RNA helicase DDX23
Molecular function (GO): ATP binding; nucleic acid binding; RNA helicase activity
Source: RefSeq, a predicted model, not a curated record